Messenger RNA from Melopsittacus undulatus (budgerigar), 5795 nucleotides. It is a transcript of the gene HTATSF1, whose product is annotated as HIV-1 Tat specific factor 1. The record is from RefSeq and is a predicted model, not a curated record. NCBI's taxonomy places the organism in Eukaryota, Metazoa, Chordata, Aves, Psittaciformes, Psittaculidae. Gene Ontology annotation, molecular function: RNA binding. Gene Ontology annotation, biological process: mRNA splicing, via spliceosome. The transcript is spliced from 9 exons. Gene Ontology annotation, cellular component: U2 snRNP; U2-type spliceosomal complex. The coding region runs from base 117 to 1475 and encodes 452 amino acids.
CGGUGCGGUCACCGGCCGCGGGGACCCGCCGCUCCCCGGCCCCGCCGCUCCCAGCGGCGGUGCGGUGUGGGUUCCUCGGCCCGGUGCGGGUGUAUCCCCCGCCUAAACGGGUCAGGAUGAGCGGUGAGGACGGGAACGAGGAGUUCUACCGGCAGCUGCAGCUCCAGCAGCAGUACGACGCCAAGCCCGAGCCCGGCGGCGAAAGCGAGUCCGACCCCUUCACCUACGUCGAUCCGGCCGACGGAGCUGCCUACGAGUGGGACCGGGAGAAGAAGGCCUGGUUCCCCAAGAUAACAGAAGAUUUCCUAGCAACGUAUCAUGCCAACUACGGCUUCAAUGCAGAGGACACAGACAGCUCAUCUGCUUCUGGCACAGCAACUGAAAGUAAGCAACCAGUAAGCUCUAAGACAUCAGGAACUCAACCAUCAGCAAAUGAGAAAGGACCACAGCAAACAGAUCCAAAGCAAAAAGCAGAAAAACGGAAGCUUGAGCCAGGAUGGUUUCAUGUUGAAGAAGAUAGAAACACGAAUGUUUAUGUGACUGGUUUACCUCCAGACAUCACGAAAGAUGAAUUUAUACAAGUCAUGUCAAAAUGUGGUAUCAUUAUGCGAGAUCCUCAGACAGAAGAACACAAAAUCAAACUGUACAAAGAUAAGGAAGGAAAUCUUAAAGGAGAUGGUCUGUGUUGCUAUCUAAAGAGAGAAUCAGUUCAACUUGCUUUGAGACUUCUGGAUGAGGCAGAAAUUAGAGGCUAUAAAUUGCAUGUGGAAGUUGCAAAGUUUCAACUGAAGGGGGAGUAUGAUGCAAGCAAAAAGAAGAAGAAAUGUAAAGACUACAAGAAGAAGUUGUCUCAACAGCAGAAACAGCUGGAUUGGAGGCCAGAGAAGAAAGAGGGUGCAACUCGGAUGCGACAUGAACGCAUCGUUAUUAUCAGGAAUAUGUUCCACCCAAAGGACUUUGAGGAGGAUCCCUUAGUGCUAAAUGAGAUCAGAGAAGAUCUUCGGACAGAGUGUGAAAAGUUUGGUCAAGUAAAGAAGGUUCUCAUUUUUGAUCGACACCCUGAUGGCGUGGCCUCUGUGUCCUUCAAAGAACCUACAGAAGCUGAUCUGUGCAAGCUGACGCUAAAUGGGAGGUGGUUUGGUGGCCGUCAGCUCAGUGCUGAAACAUGGGAUGGUGUAACGGAUUAUCAGGUGGAGGAGACUGCAAGAGAAAGGGAAGAAAGGCUCAAGGUGUGGGGAUCAUUCCUAGAGGAUCCUGACGCAAAGGAGCAGCAAACAGCAUCUGAAUCGGAUUCUGCAACGAGUAGUGUUAAACUGCCUGAAGGCAGGCAACCUUCAAGUGUUAAUGACACAUCUAAGGAUGAUGUAAAUACUGAAGCCCAGAAGAGGGAGAAUAAUGGUGAGGGCAUUAAUGAAGAUGGAGCUCCAUCUACAGACAGCAGCCUUGCAGGGAGUGAUGAUGAAGCAGAUACAUAACAUCUUCAAUGCUUUCUGAAAGCAUGGGUUUUAGGGUGGUGUUUGAGUUUAUCCCUUUCUUCAGGGUGACUGCAGACAAUAUUCAUAUGAAUUACAUGCAUAUUAGAAUGUCAUCAACUGUGUGCUUUGAAGUUUUCAUUAAAAGCAGUAUUCAGGUUCUAAAAGUUUGUAUUAAUUGGCUGUUCAGGUAAAGUAACUCAAGUUGCCAAGAAUGCAGUAAAACUCAUCAGGCUUCUUUUGUUCUAACUAUGCUUGUCAGUGUUUCAUGAUGUAAGUGUAGAAUAUGUUCCAACCCUUAAGUUUAUGUAACUGUAUGUAACUGAAGUAAUGCAAAGCUAUUACAAGAUUUGUGGAUUAUACUGCUAAUUUUCCUGUACCCCUUGGAACUCAGUAUCUUACCCUUAACUUCUUUUCCAGAGUACUCUGGAUCGUUUGAUGGAACAGAUGCUGUGAUGUAGUACAAGGUGAAUGCAUUGGAUAUGCCUUAAGUAGCAAAUGAUAAGAGUAGUACCAAGUAACAAAGGAAGUGGAAAACAGUGUUGCCAUAGCCAACAUAAGGCAAACUGAGUGAAGAUAGGUUAUUAAAUCACAGCAUUCAGGAAAUCAUGUUUUAUUUCCCCUGGUUUGAUUUUCAGUUGAUGCUUAAAUCUUCUGUUGAGGCUGGAAUUAGUCAAGGAGACUAGAAAUGCAUGAGCACACACAUUCUAGGCCAUAAUGAAAUCAGACUGAUCUUAAACUUUCAUGGUCUGUAUGCAGUAGGUAUGCGAAAUAGGCUUUUGAUUGAUGUCUUGACUUCGUUUAGUUUUUGCUUUAACAUUAGGGUAAAAGCUUUCAUUGAACGUUAGAAUGGCGAGUGUGAGUUCUCUCUGACAUUUUGCUUUAGCUUUUCAGAGUGGGAAUGGUCUCCCAUAUUUCAUAAAACUUAAAGGCUUUUGGCAACUUGAACUACAGUUUGUUGUGCAAAAGUUAGAAUACUUGAAAAUAUGCUUUCAAAUGCUAUCAUUUUCUAUGGAAAAAGCAAACGUUAGCCCUCUUAUAAAUAUUCCCAAAAGCAGGACUUAGGAAACAUUCUAAUUUUAGAUAUCUUAGUAAGAAUAACUUGGGGGAGUCAUUCUGGGCAUAGUCAUUCUUAAUUUAAAAUCCCAUUACUUUGAUACCUAAGGGUAGAAGAAGAUGGAUUUAGGCACCAAACAAUUAAAACAUUGGUGCUAAAUUCCUAGCAUGUUCUUUAUGUGGAUGGUGACAAGUGUGCAUUUUUAAGGAGGGCAUUUUAAGGGUUUUUUAAUUCUCAUUUGAUUAAUAAGAAUGAAAGAAUGAAUAUGAAUAUGCAAGACCCCAUAGAUGUUGAUUCUUGUCUUUCCACCCUCAAGUACUCAGAAUACUCUGAAAAUUGGUGUGUUCAAACUUUGUGCUCAGAGAUCCCCAUCUGUAUUCUUUCCCAGAAGUCUAUAUGAUAUUUGAAGUUUGUUUUGUUCUCUUGGUUUUGGGGUUUGGUUUUGGUUUUCUCUUGUUCUUGUUUUAAUAUGUAAUCGAAACGUAUGGGUAGCUAUGGCAACCAGAGCAUCUAAGUUAACCCUUGCCGCUGAGGUUAUGAAUUACAUCUUUUUAUGGUGAAAUACCUGGUCUUACAACAGAAAUGAUACUUGAAUUCAGGAUUUAAAAGCCUGGGGGCUCAUUGUAAGCUGGUAUGAUGAAUUUCCAACGUUGGCUUGCAUUAUACAGAAGAGCUGUAACUGUUGCCAGCUAAGAAAGUCCAUUCUCUCACCUUUACAAGUGUGAAUUACAGCAAAGCAGGUAUUUUGAACAAUUCAAGGCAUCUGAAGCACUGCCUGGUUUGUAUUGCACCCAGUGGCAUAUUCACAUUACAUCUCUGGGUUGUGUUGCUUCUGCCUCAGUUAUUUUUAUUGCUAAUAAGCCCCACAGACCUUUGGGGGCUGGAAGUUUCUGCAUAUGAAGAAUGUGAUGUAGUGUGGUGGGUAUUGCUUUCAGUGCUCCUUUUUUGCCUUCCAGCUUCUAGACUCCAGGCUUUAGAUCUGUUACUCUUGUGUUUUGUUAAGGGUUUUUUUGAGAGCCCAGUCAUAUAACACCCUACACAGUUAAAUCACGUGUUUUACAGUGGAAUUGCAACAGAUAUAGAGAAACUUACUGACAAAUGUAUAAAGUUGUACAGUCCUAUGAAGCCUUAUUGUGGUAUCAGAUAGGAAAAUAAGGUUAGUGUUAGUGUUUGGAACAAGACUGGAUAAUAAAGAACCAUUCUGUGUGCAGUAACCUUCCUCUCUCCAAUUGAUGUACAAAUAUGAUCAGCUUCCUUCAAAAGUCCAACGUGGUGGUAGUGUUUUCACCUUGUCCUCUAGACCCCCUAAAGCAGAGCACCCACACAGACCGAGACCAAAUGCUUUCCUAUUACCUAGGAUAGGUAAGAGAAUAAAAGCUCUUUCCAUGCAUAUACAUUGUUCUGAAGCGUGGCAUUACACUCAAACAGGUAUUAUCCUUUUGUCUACCUCUGUUAUUCCCCAGUAAAAUGUAAAAAUCUAUUUUUCUAAACUAUUCAUUGAGUUCUUGAGGCAUUUAUAAGUCUAUGGAGAGGUUAAUGCAGCUGGGACUUUCUUUUCAGCACAUUCAUUGAGACCAAAUUCUUUUUGAUGUUGCCCUGUUUUUUAAAUGAUGCCAAGUUUUAUAAAUCUGAACCUGAAUUAAACAUUUUCACUAAAUACUCUAAUUUUAAAGUAUGAUUAUGGGAACCUUGUAUUAUAGAACAGUGAUGGUUAAUACAAAACUGUAACAAACCUGAAGCUGAACAUAGUUGCUUUUUAAACUUAAGUUCUUCUGACUGAGCAGCAGCAGAAAUGAAUGGGGAAAAAGUGAAAAUCCCAAUACAAUUUUCCCUAUAUUUAUUCCCUAAUUAAAAGUGCUUUCUAAUGACUUGCCUUGCUCAUAAAAAGGGACAAAAUCAAUCUUUUUGCUGAGUUUCUCCUUUUCCUUAGGCUCCAUUCCAGUGUUCCAGUGUACUGUGUGUGCCUUCAUCCCAAGGAUGAUGUUGAGAUGUUCAUUUUAAGGCAAGCUCCUUCCCUCUAUGUCCUGAUGACAGUAACUAGCAGCACCUUGGCCCAACUGGUGUUGCUCAGUUUUGAACUACAGGUAUAGCUGUUUUUACUAAUUCACACAGUGUAACAAAAUGGGAUGUGAAGCCACCUCAAUAUAACAGCAGGGAAAGAGUAUUAGCUGAUGCUUCAGCAUAAUUCACCAUAGAUAAUCACUUCCUUCACCAUGCCAUACAAAAUCAGUUGCUUAGCUUCAACAUACAGUAGUAGUUUGCUUUCCAGUGCUGUUUAGUGGUUUGCUGGUGAGGGAACUGCACAGUUACAAGUAUGAGAGGAGCAUUGAGAAGAGCAUGGCCAAGGUAGACAUCUGCAAGCGAGAGGGCACAUAAGUUGUAGCGGGUUCUUGAAUGUUCCUAUCCAGCUGUAAAGAGAGAAUUAGUUUCAUUUUGCAUCAAAAUGUUUUAUCUGUUUUCUCCUGCUGACUUUUGGAAUUGCUUCUUUGUUUUUUAAUUGAAUUUCACUCCCUCAUACAAAUUACACUUUGUAUAAGGAUUGCAAUUCACUUAAAAUCCUUAGGAUGAUAAAUGCAGUGCAUUUUAGCUACGACAUAUCCUCAACAUUAUUCAGUUAAGGCUUACCUCUAUUUACAAUCCAAAUCCUUAGCUUGAGUCACUUGAGGAAACUUAAAGGUAUUGGAUGCUUCAUAGAAACCCAUACUUGCUUUAAAUUUUCCAGCAAAAUGGAUGUUCAAGCCCUGAAUUCUUGACCUGUGUAGCCUAAGUGAAUUCUAAAUAAACCCCACCAUAUCUAGAGAUGUCAUUUGGAUUUUAAAGUCUUUUUCUUUCUGAACGUGAGGAAACAUACUGCAAUAUGAGACGUGAAUUCUGGACGUUGUGGACUCGUGUUGAUUUGACUUGUAUGUAUUUUAAUGCUCAUUAUACAAGGCUUGAAGUCUUCCUGUCAGGAGACUCUGGAAGUUCUGUAUUUAUAGGAUUGCAAACUCUUUUGCAGCAAAUUGGGUUGGUUUUUUGCUCAUUCUGUAAUAUGAAAGCCUAUUGUUAGAUUAAACUUGACAAGAACUUGACUUGGAAUUUUUCUGACAGGGUUUUUUCUUUCCAUAAAUGGCUCAUUUUCAUUUAUCCUUUAGAAAACCAGCAUUUAAUCGUCCUUGAGUAAUAUUGACCUGUGAGAGCAUCUGAGAAUCCCUGCAUUCAUCUUCAAUUUUGUUUCUUAAAGGGGUUGUGUUUUAUACUACCUUUUUAAUAAACAAACUGGUGAA